AUGUCUUUAAACGGUGGAGCAAUUUUUCUGUUAGGCCUAAUGGCAUUUUAUGGUGUCGUUACCGAAGCAACGCCUGUAGAGUUUGGGAAUUGUUCGGACGUUACAGAGCACAUUAGUGCCAUCGCCGUCGACGUAACCCCUUGCUCAACAACGCCAUGCGAAUUCAAGAAAGGAACUAAUGUUACCUGCACUAUCUCGUUCACUCCUACGGAGGAGGUAUCGAAUGGGACACUGAAGGUUUACGGUAAACUUGGACCUGUGAAGGUGCCUUUUCCAUUACCUAAUCCUAACGCCUGUUCCGACCAUGGCCUUACUUGUCCGUUGAAAUCAGGAGUGCCAGUUGAAUUGACAAUAACUUUGCCGGUAAAAUCCGAAUAUCCUGCCGUGACAGUAGUAGCUCAGUUUGAGUUGGAAGACCAGAGUAAUAACUAUGUGUUCUGUUUCCAAGUUGUUGUUAAAAUUGUAGACGCUUAUGAAAAUGUGGAAGCUUGAACGGACCGUCGAUCAAGAACUGGACCUUUCUUACUUUCUCGGCAAGCUUAAUGGACAGAAUACUAAUAGUACUUGUAGGUUAUAUAUCUUGUUACUCAAAUUUAUCAAUUAUCGAUUACUUGCUUAUUUCACGUAGCAUUUUUACAGUAAGUAGUGCUCACUGCUAUUUAUUUUGCAUAGUGUUUUAGUAGUUCUAAUUUCUUAGUUGUCUUGUUUGUGUUAGCACUUGUAUGGGUCUCUAUCCUUGUAGUCUAGAUGUAGUGAUUUAUAUUGUUUGUAUUAGAACAAAGAAUUGUAAUAAACUGCCUGACCCUAAAUAUUGUGGCUUCGCUCGAAUCUUGGUGCUUAGACUUGAAGAACUUCCAAGAAAGAACACCACCCCCUCCGCUUCGUUAGUAAGAAAUCACGUGAUGUUUGUUUUUGUGAAAGGUUUGAUGAGAAAAAACGAGGAAAAAUCCAAAAAAAAAAUGUAUAAGUUGCUACAUAACCCAAUCGGUGGUGGAUUUCACUUUUUUUGUUUAUCCCGAUCCUUGGGUCACAUGGCGUGCUAAAUGACGUAAGGAUCACGCGACUGGGAUCGGCUCCUGGCUCGUGAUCGUCAUAUUUCCGGCCCAGUUCAGCUCGCCCGGGGGGUCAGGUCACUUGGCUGGUUAGUGAAGAAGGUUUGUUUUCAAACCGAGAUGUUGGGCAAACUUGUUUAAAUAUAUAUUUUUUGUUUUGCUCUUUUGUUUACUUCUUCAUCGCGUUGCCUUAAGGAUCAGUUUGCCGUUUUAUAUUUUCUACAGUUAUUAUUGUACUGACCCAGGUCUGUGGACUUGCUGAUAAUUUAUAUUUUGGCUGGCAAUCGCCUACUCGAGGGGGUCUUUUGCAGUGGCGGGUCCAGACCUUCAGAUAAGGGGGGGGGCGGUCACCCAGACUCUGAGAUAUAGAUAAGCGGGGAAGGGAGGGGGCGGUCUCAAAAAAUUUUUUUUCGGCUCUUCGGACCUCAUUUUGUUCCAAAAAUAAGGGGGGCCAGCCCCCCCCGGCCCCUCCUCUGGAUCCGUCACUGUUUUGUUCGGUUUUGAACUAAACCUCUAAACUAGGAGUCAAGAAACAAAGGAAAAGAAAGAAAAAAAGUAUCCCCUGUUAUUCGCGAAUGCCGUUGGAAAAGUUCCCCGAGGAGAAGAAAAUUAAUGAGCACUUCGGCCCUCAUUCGAUUAAAUAUGGUAUGAAGUGCGGUCGGUAAGCCCCCUGCUCUCUACAUAGCACCACUUGAGGUGGUUGUAGAUAGUUGUAGGUGGUUUGUGUGGUUUUAGGUCGUGCCAUGGGCCGUUCCAUGUUUUAGUAACAACGCAAGGUGUUCGCCUGACCUCACUCCUCUCCCCAAGGGAAACUGCGCAUACAUUUCCCAGAAUACCCUGCAAAACUUAACAAAUUAUGGAGGACGAGGAUGUGGGGGAACGCGACACAGAUGGAGAAAGUCUUCUUUCGGACUCCUCAAAAGUGCAUAGCUCAGCUGUCGAAACAAAAUUUAAGAGGAAAAUUACAGCAUUUGGAUACGUACAGUGCUGUAAGUUUGGGCAGAGCUUGCGCACUAAUGCAGUAGCUUUUUAGCUAGAAGCUUUAACUUUAUGUUUAGUUAAUAUUAAGCUUAUUUUUGUUUUAUACUUUUGAACUUGUCGCCCCAAUUCCCUCAUGCAUUGUUGACGUGUAAGCGUUAAACGAGCUGAGUAGCUGACAUGAUUUGCAUUUGUGUGUUGUCUGUUUGCCUUUCGGUCUCAAACUGAAAACAUUUGGAAUUAAGCUUUAUUAUACAUUCAACUAACUAUCUCUUUUCUAAUUGGCCGAAAGCAUACAGUAAAUUUUCGAAAUCAGCGCCUGGGACGUCAUCUAGCUGCAGAUUAUACAAUAAUCAUGUCAAGGCCACUCAAGGUCACGGGUAAUCAUGUCAUGUAUGACUCGCGGGAAUGGGGGGGAAGACUCCGCAUAUGAUGGUGGCAGGAGCCUAACUUCCAUACGGAUGCUAAGUAGGAAAUUUUGAAAAAAUUAAACCCCCAUCAAAAUAAACUUUUAAUACGUAACCAGGAGAAUCAUUGAAAAAGGGGCAUGGCUUCAGAGGAUUCUUUUUUGACCCCAGUUCAGAGGAAGAUCUGCAAAACGUCUACUUCAUCGGCGACAACGCAUAAUUCACGCAAAGGGAAAUCAAAAUCAUCUUCGAAAAACAGCCAUGUGAAAAGGUAAAACACAUCUAAAAAUAAACUCACUUGUAAAAACAAAAAUUACGGUGGGAUGGAUUUUAAUAAUGGCUAAAAAGACAUUAUGGCCUUAGCUUUUUUGAUCCCAAAAACACCAUGUUAAAACACCCAAAUGAAAAAAAAAUUUAUUUUUAAAAAGACAUUAUCAUCACUUUUCAGUUUUUUAAAAUCGUCAUAAAUUGUCAGUCCACCAUACUCGCUUCUUGCAUCUUUGUGAAAUAGCAAACUUGAAAAUGUUAAAAAGAACUGUACCUGCAAAAUAUCAUUAAACAAUACAUAUGUUGUAGUUAAUUUUUUAUUUCAGUUAAAUUUUGUUUUUCCUUUGUUUUAAAUUGUUUAGCAUACAUUACCAUACCCAAAAACAAUGGAAAAAUAAAAAUUAACUGAAAUAAAAAAUUAACUUCAACAUAUACAUCAUACGCUAAAUACUCGCUAAAACGAAUUAAAAAUAUACAUAUAAAAUAUAUGUUUUUAUAUUUUUUCGCGUGCAACCCUAAACGUAGCCUCCCAUGCAGGCGUUUUUAGGGGAGCUCGUUUUUCAUCCCUCCCCACAAACGCCUACUCAACGGAAAACAACAUUCCUUUCCCAUUGUUCUAUUUGCGUGGUAAGUGACCAAUCAACAAUUAUUAUUGUGCAAUAAAGUGUUGACAGGCUAAACACGACUGAACGUGACCCUAAAGUUACCGUUUUCCUUCUUUUCUUUCCUUCGCUAAGGUUAUGCAGUGCAUGGAGUAUUCUAAAUUUUGACUAAAUCUUAUUUUUGACGCUGUGAAUCUAACAUUUAUUAGAGGACAAAAAGGUCAGAAAGCUUUCCCAGUGUUUCAUGCAGAUCGAGUAAUUGUCAGAUUACCUUGCGGUCAAGGUCAACUUUCCAGAAUUUGGAAAGUACAAUGUGAUUGGCUAAGCUUGGGAAAGGAAUGUUGUCUUCGGUUGAGCGGGCGUUUGUGGGGAGGGAUGAAAAACGAGCUCCCCUAAAAAUGCCCGCGUGGGAGGCUACCCUAAACGAGACCUUCACGGCUAAACAUGAUGGCGUUUUGCCCAGAACAUCCUAAGUGAGACCAAAAUCAGAAAUUUACACCCCUGAAGAAGCAAAAACAUGACUUCCAGGUUUACUUUGUUGACUGAGCAAGACAUCUUUUUUUUUUUGUCAUAAUUUAUUAACCACACAAAAUAUACAGGAGAUAAUAAAAUAAAAUAACUAAUUUACAACUCCAAUAGCUAACUAAUCAAAUACUAACAAUGAAAUAAAUAAAUAAGUAGAUAUAGUUCUUACAACAAUUCACUUGGCUUGUUUUUAAAUUAGGAAUUAUUUUGAGUUAAUUAUAAAAUUAGAAAACAACAUGGAUUGGACUUUGGUAUGAUCUGAAGAAUUAUAUAGAUCUUGGAAAGUGUUAUCUGCGAAGGCUGGAUAACACCCUCCUCGAUUUUCAGAUUAUACCCUAGCCUGCGUAGCUGGCGGUAUUGUGUACUAGUCGAGUAAUUCCAAUUAUUAAUUUAUUAUUAAUUUAUUUUAUCCUUGUUUUAAUUUCAAAGAUUUUUUUACCAUUGCUGUAAUUUUGGGAAAUGGAACAGUAGGUUGGUAUUUUUGCAUUCAAUAAUGCUCAUAAAUAAUAACUUAUAGCAAAAAUAUUUGUUAUAUAGCUGGAAAUUUUUUCUCACUAGCGCACGCUCUCAUUGGUGACUUCGAGGUCACAUGACAUCUAACAAUGAAACUGUUUUCUGCCAAAAUCUCUGAGUGGGCAACAUUGCAAAAUCUUUGACUUCAUAUCGUAACACUGCACUGUUACACAGUGUUCCCCUACUCCCCUUGUGAAUGUUGACUGACGACUGCCAUUACAUGGAAGUUUAAUGAAUUUCUCAAUGUUUCCCUCUGCUCCUCCUCGGGAAACAUUGAGAUUCUUGAGCAGGAAACAAAAUAAACUGUUCCCCUCAGGACCAGUCAUUAAGUGUUUAAUGUAUAUAUAAAGAAAUCUUGUCGAACUUGACUGAUAUAAAAAAUAAUAAUGUAGCACUUUUUCAGCUUGUUUUGAAAAACACUUAUUUCAUUUCUCUUGACACUUUCCUUUUAGAGGGUCCCAUAUUUUAUUCUAUUAGAUUCGUCAGUUCUUGGCACAGUCACUUCAACAGCAUGAUACCAAUUACUGCGGGCUCAUAACAGUCCCUCCCCCUAUGAGAGAUAGACCAAAAUACCGGCACCAACGCCCCCUACUCUUUACAAAUAAUGCGUGGGUUCUUUAAUGUCCCACAGAAUUUACAUGUGCAAGGGUUGUGAGAUGGGGCCCAUGGUUUAUCAUCCUUAUUCUAGAAGACAAGAAAGUCUAACCGUUUGCAGAUGUCUUUACAAAGGCAGCACUUUCUCCUCAGACUCUGAGUGUUGGUCCAGCUGGGGCUUGAACCAGAAACCUCCUGCUCAGCAGACCGGUGCUUAUCCAAAUGAGCUAACCUCCUGGCAAAAUUCUUUCUUGUAAAAAUAUUAUUCAUUCGUCAAGCAUAAUAAUAUUUAAAAACUGCUUUCAAGAGCACAUAAAAAUUGACUUGGGAUGAGCAAUUUAUUACGAAUCACAAAUAAAUGUAAAAAGUUAAAUCACAAUUUUCACAGAAAAUAAUCACACUUCACAAAAAAAAGUAUGGGGUACCCUCUUAUACCGAGAAUUUUGCAUGACAGUUUGGUACAUGGUCAUUUUUGAAAUAUUCAGGACUGCUUUUUUUGGUAGUCCUUUGAUUUUAUUCCAGUUAGUGUGAACUAAAAGGAAUGUUCAUUACCAUUUACCCUGUCUAGUCUUGCGUUACAGUGUUUCUGAUUGGAUGCAGCAAAUUUUCAGCCAAUCAGAAGCACUACCCAGAUCUUUGUAGCGAUGCUUCAUCUCUUCUAUUGAAUUUCUGCAGUCUUUCUUCCGACGUGAUUUCACGGGAAAAGUACAAGUAAUGGUGCAGUUGUGAAUGUUGGCUGCUUUCUCAGGCUACAUGCAUUGGUGCAAAAUACAAUGUAAAAACUUUCUUGGUUGAUCCUCAUUUAUUAGGGCUGCCAAGAGUGCUAAAUGAGUCUGGAUUCACAGUGUAUGUUGCCGUUGUUCUUCUUCAAACAUCUAUGCAGGUAUGGCUCUGCCACUUUUUUACAUACUAUACUUGUCAGGUCAUUUCUUAUUAUUCAACAGUGCAAUUUGCACAAUAUUAUUGCUCUGAAAUCCUGUUUUUCUAUGAAUGCUAGAUUGUUACUUUCACGCUAAUCUGGUUUAUUGGCAGGUUUUGGUGGUGUUUUAUUUUGUGGAGCUCUUGCAGCGGGGCUAUCUGGCUAAGAGGCAACUUCUUGGAGAAACUGUAAGCUUAUGACAACGUGUAUAAUAACAAUUAAAUAUCCAAAUAUCGGUAGGGAACCAGAUCAUGGGAAACCGACCCGAUUAAUUUUCCGAUUGAUCGGAAUCAGUACCGGUCUAUAGGCACCAGUUGCCGUUUCCUAUUACGAUGAAAACUUUGCCCAUUCAAUCGGAGCCAGUUGACAUUCCAAUGUUCAUGUGUGUCAUCGUCAUAUUAGUAGUAGUAUAAAGUAAUCCUUGGACGUGAUAUUGUUCUGAUAGUUGUAGAGCCGUUUGGACUCUCACUCAAUGAUAGAAAAAACACAAAGGCAUUUUAAAUAAUAUGAUGGUGUUUUCCACCCAGGCCAGUUGUCGUUACGUUAUUUAUUUAUUUAUGUUUGAUGUGAUGUUUCUUGAGACUUGACUGUCUUUGAAGAGUUCAGGUAAAAUAAUAAGAGCCCGGGAGGGGAGGGAGGGGGGUACUCCCUCUAAUGGUCCAUAAUUAAGGAGAGGCUACGCCCGAAAAGGUUACCUUUUUCGAGCUUCAGUUAUAUGAAAGGGUAAGCAUUUCUUUAGUUGAAAUUGGUGAAAGGGGAGGGAAAUCAGACAAGGCAGUUUGUAAAAAACUUAAAAGGGCUAUAAACAGACACAUUUUAUGGCUAACUUCGUUAGCUGACCAAAAGUGCCGGCUUGUUAGCCAUCCUUAGCUGGCUACUUUCAUCUCCUUCUACCAUAACUGUUAGCUAAAAAUAAGCACCAUCAAAUAAAAUUUUAAAGCAUCCGUUUCCCAGUUUUGAGUGACUUCGAACGUAUUUUUGGACAGGUUUAGAUCUGUGAAACAUUCUAACUGUGUGUGGAAUGCCUGGGACAUUUUGACGCCAUUGUUCCCAGUCUUGCGUGUAUUCUGACGAAACAACACGGUGUCCGCGGUGGAAAAUACCUCUUGAAAAGCCCUGGAAAUGCCAUUUCUGAGACUCUGAAUUUCAAAAUGCCCCUAGAUGUCUCUGCCCUCACAGGGUGCAAAGAAAAUCAUUUUUACAGCUUGCCAUUCAGGCAAGCUGAAGUUAGCAUUUACUAGCCCAGACGUCAUUUCAACCAGCCCCAAAACUUUUUGUUCUUCUGUUAUUCAAAUUCCUCAUAAAACAUCACUUGCCCGUCGGGCAAGUUAAAAACAAAAUUCCACCUAGCCCAUUCAUUUUGCGCUGCCUCAAGAACCUGCGAGUUCAAAGCCAAAAUUAUCAGCCUGCUUCUUAAAAACGUUUUGACAGCCCUGGAAAGAGGUCCCUUUUCUGUCCAAAAUGGUAUAUGAAUGGAAAAUUAAAGGCGUUUGGCCCUCAGGACAGAGCCUCCUGCAAGGGAUAUACAUUAUAUGCAGUGUGGUGAUUGGAAGGGGAACUGAAAUUUCCUGGCAGCUUCAGAUGGUUGGUUUCACCAAAAAUCUGUCCAAGGUGGAAAAGAGAGAAAAUGAAAAUGCAUUGUUUUUAUAUGUAUUUAAUAUCGUGUGAAUUUUUGCUUUGACUAGUUAAUUCCUGGUGAUGAAGAUAUCCCCCUUAAUGAUGUGGGGGGUAGUGUUGUGGAAGAAGAAGAAGAAGAAGAAGAGGAAGUAAACAAACCAUCAGAUGUGGAAUUUGAGAUACGUAAGUAAGAUCAAUCACAGUCCAUACACAAAUAUAAAUUUGAAUAGCAAACCCAGUAAAAGUGAUAUUGCAGUUUAUAGUAAAAUCUACAUUGAUAGAGUGCAUUUGAAAAUUUUUGUUAGAUGUCAACAAAAUUAUAAUAAAAAGCCUACACUGUAUUAGGUCGAUAUCACAUUUUUGAGAAAUUGGUUCCCUCAGAUUUCUGCCUUAUUGAAAACACAUAUACUGUAUUUCCUCAAAUAAUAGCCGUCCCGAUUAAUCGCCCCCUUAAUUAAUUGCCUGAAGGAAUUGCCCACCACCCCUUACCACUGCUCUUUCUUUUUAUCCCUCCCUGUAAAUUAAGUGGAAUUGCCCAAAACCACCAAUUCCCCUCUCACCAUCUGCGACAUUUCUUUUAUCCCCUAAAAUGUCUAGUUGAAGUGGCAUCUGAUCCAGCAAAACUGAUCAUCAACAAUUCAAGAGGCCCUACCAGGGUCAAUUCCGACAAGCGACAUGACCCAAAAAGUAGCAACAGCGUGUAAAAUAAAAUUGCGACAAGAAAAAUUCUCUGGUUAACAUUCGGUAGCCUGUGAAUAUUUUUUAUUCAGCUGAUGAGGAGCCUCUUUCAAAAUAAUUAUUCUCCUGUAAUGUUACACCUUUCUCCUGCUACUAGAAUACUUAAUGAAAACCCUGUUCAAGCUGUGACACUGAGGAUAUCAAUAAUUGACACUGAAAAUUAAUCAAGGAAGCAAUUUUGGAACACUUAAAAAUGCCCAUGUUUAGUUUAUUAUUUUGAUGUGAUCAUUUUUUUAUUUUAAUGGGAUAAUAAAACCAAACAUUUAGGGCACAACUUCCAGUAAGCAGUAUUUGAAAUAAUCACCUCCCUCGAUUAUUCACCUUCCCUCAGCUCAAUUAACCGUCCCUUGUUGUGUGAAAAAAGAAAUAAUCACCCCCGGCAAUUAUUUGAGGAAAUACAGUAACAUGUAGCUCAAUAUACGUGAACCAUUAUUUGUGCUGGAAAGCUUGCUGAAAAAAGGUGUGUGAAGCUAAUUUAGCUGUUGUCUGAUCACUGUCCUUGCAAAAGGGAAGUAAGAUUAAGAUGUAUACUUGCUUCUGCCACGUUCCUGUUGUCAAAUAUUAUUACAACUUAAUUACACAAUUUGGAUGGAACAGAAGGCAAACUUUCAAUUGUCGCUGUCUCCUUAGCGUUAUUAGCAUUUUACACUUUCCUCCCUUCCCCUUCGUGACUCUUUCUCUUUUCUUCUCUGUUUUUUUUUCCUGCUGGGCAUUUCCUAAGCUUUAUUCUAGUGGAAAAUGUUUUAAUGUGAAAUUAUUUUGAAGGAAGUAAGUACAGUUGCAAAUUGGAAAAGAAUUCUCUGGUCCAAAUUGCUUAAUAAUAAUAAGAAGAAGAAGAAGAAGAAGAAACUUCUGUUUUAUACAGUACUCACAGAUAAUGUGGUUUUCAAUAGGGCACUGCAUAUAAAAAGUAAAAUUGCUAAAAUACAGUACUAAAAUGACAAAAACUGAUGUUAAAAAAUCACAUGAACUACGAAAAUUCACUCCUAAGAAAACUGGAAUAAAAAAAACCUAGACCCUUCUAUUGAGAUCUAAAAUUGUAAUUUUCUCUGGUUUGUUCCACUUAAUUGAUGUCAGAGGGGUUUAUUUUGGAAUAGUUUUCACCCCUACACAGGCUAUGAACUGUAGGUGUUGAAGUUGUCUAUGACUGUUAAAACUGAAGACAGCGCACAAAUGAUGCAUGGGACAUGGUGCAGGCUGAUAGGCAGUUAAUACUAGUUGAGAGAAUAUAUUUUAACCCUUUAAGUCCCAAUAUCCACCUACAAAUUCUCCAAACUGGUCUUCAUACAUUUCCUUAGAGAAUGAGUUAAGAGAAUUUGGUAAAAGAUCAAGGUAUUUUCUCUUUGGUGAUCAUUUUAUUAAUUCUCAUAACCUAAUCUCUUAACAAUGUAUGGAUAGUGUUGGGAGAAAAUUGAUGUUGGACACCAUUAGGACUUAAAGGGUUAAGAAAAGUUAGUGAUCUUUACCAUAGUUGCUGACUUUUACAACUGAUUGCCAUUUCUCUAAACGACAGCCCCCUCUUGAGCUUGGGAAUCGUUUCUUAUCAUUCUUUAUCUUUCAGGCAAGGUUAGUGGUACUGUACCACUUCCAAUAAGGGAGAACCACCAAGAUACAGUGCACAGUCAGCCCAGCCUUCACACAUUGGCAGAACUGUUUCUGUGCCAUGGCUUAAGACAGAUCUUUGAAGUGAUCAUACUUCUAAUGUUGUAAGGUUUUAUUUGUUACCAGACAGUAAAUUGAAUAAUUUAAUAUGGUCUGUAGAUAGUUAUUUUGUAGGAUGAGGGAUCAGUCCACCUUUAUUCAUUUCAAACCCAUCAGGUGGGCUAUUCUCACAAUGCACCUUGUCAAGUAGUUGCAAAUAAUAUUACAGCUCUAUAUAUUCUGAUAAUACCAUAUACAGCUGUAGGCUUAUUACUCUUUUAGAUUCCAAGCAGUGCACACAACCCAAAAUGCACAGAGUAUCCAAUGCUAAUUAAAGGGUUAAUUUUCAAUACAACAUGGAAUAUUCUCUUCUAAGCUAUUUUUUGGAUGAAAACAGGUUCACUAACUCCCAACCCAUUUUCAAACAAGGCCCCUAUGAUCAGUCAGAGGGUGGGGGGGGGAGGUUGUACAUGUAGUAGUUUAUUAACAGUACCGAUCUCAGUAUCAUGAAAAAUUUGGUAAAUAAAUUUCCAGAGUGCUUCUCAACUUACAGUAUUUACUUGACUUAGCACUGCCCAUGAUUAAGUGCUACCCUGGAAUAAGUGCCGCAUUUGGAACAAAAAAGUUUAUAAGUCCUGCCCCCGAAAAAGUGCUGCUGCCUGGAUAUAAUCAAAAUCAAAAGACGUUAAUUCUGGUGGUUUAAUAUGGAUAUAUAGAGAAUACUUCAUGGAAAGUGCUGGCGUACGGUAUUUACGCACGAGUUGUUGACUUAUCAGAAAUCGAACGAGUGAGCGCAGCGAAUGAGUAAGAUUUCUGAUACAAAAACAACGAGUGCGUAAAUACCGUACGCCAGCACUUUCCAUGUGGUAUUGUGUUUAUUAUAUACAUACUGAGACAUUCAUCAUUUUGGCGGCCUUUUUAUUUUAAAUCUUUCAAAAAUGCUAAAAUUUGCCGCUACACACUUACCGCAAAAUGACAACGAAAACGAAGUAUCAGCUUUUUGGUAAAAAUGUUUGUUAAAAACAUAAAUGACGGUAAGGAUAUGGGGUAAUCCAAGAACUAUAAGUAAUCUUAACUGUUUGUUCUCAAUGCACAAUUGAAAAUGAGUGAAUUUAAGUAAAAUGGCCGGUUUCAAUAUAAGCUUAAGCUUAAAUGAAGGCAAAGUAGCUCCGACAAAAAGAACAACAAAAGCUUACGUCCCGUUCUGUUUUUCCCUUUCCGCUGUUGUUUCGCCGGCUGUCUACCGUUUUCUUUAUCGACAGUGAAACAAACGAAACUAUUCCACCCAUUUCGAAAUGUUUUUCACUUUUUAGUGAGAAAACUCUUUGAGUAAAACUUUCUCGUUGAAUGUGUGCGACGGCGCUGCAAGCUGCAAUAAAAGGCGGGAUUUUGGCGAAACUCACACACCUCUGUGGCUUCUGAUUGGACGUAUCAUUUUUCUAAAAAAUUUACGACAUAGCUUUUUGGUGAGUAUUUCUCAGUAUGUAUAUAAUAAAAUACCAUAGUUAAAACAAUUUUUGUCAUAUAGAUCUAACUUUCAAAUAAAUGCGACCAUCAAAAUUAAUAAUGCCACAUUUGAGGCAUGAAAAAUUUAAUAAGUGUGCCAGGUGGCACUUAUUUGAGUAAAUACAGUAAUACCCACAAUUAAUAUCAUGUUGUCUAGUCAAUACGUUACAGGGUUUUUCAGCUUAUGUAACAUGUUUUUGUUCUUUUCAGUAUUUCUAUUCUUAUCAGUAAUGCUCUAGAAGCCAGUACGUUAUGUGAUCAGCUGCUGAAUAUGAAGUGAGUUCUUUUAAUUUACAUUAAUUUUUAUGCUGUUUAAUUAUACAUCUGGUGUACGUCUGUUAUCUAAUCCAGCUGUGUGUUACCAUUCUUUUAACAGUUUGGUUUGGAUACCUGCAGUGCUUGUGUGGUGCAGUGCAUUCCUGACCAUCUUUGUUAACUCUUUAAUUGUACCCUUUGUGUCAGUGCUGACAUUUCUUAAUGGCUGCUUAUUUUCUACUAUUGCUGUAAGUUUGGCUCACUAACUAUUUAACAAAAGUACAUAAACAUCCCGCCUUAAUAUCCUAUGAUCUUCUUCAGUGGAAUCUCUAUGGGUGGGGAUACAGGGAUACAACCUCUUCCCUCCCAUAGUUUGCAUAUAUUCCUGGCUCCCGCCCCUUUUUUCUUGGUUUUCUCCCUUAAGCCCUUCCCGGAUUGCAGAAUAUUUAGCAUUGUUGCUUAAUUUCUCCUGCCUCCUGCCCUUCCUCCCACUCUUUCCUCUCCCACCUCUAAUACAAAGCAGGAGCACCCAAUGAGAAUAUAGUUCAAAACCACUUAAACAUAGCAUUGCUGAACAUAUUUUAGUAUUUGAACGGUAGAUAUAGGUAUAUUUUUAUCCCCUAAAAAUUUUUCAUCCGUUCGGAUAUCCUAGUUGAAAGUCUAGUGAUCCGAAAAUUAUAGGGAUGAAAACUUACCUUUUCAAAAAUUUCAGCCAGAAAAAGGGCUCCCAAAAAUUCUAGGAGACCUUUUAAGGGUAAAAAACCAUUAGAUGUUCAAAAAUCCUAGGAGCUAGGCAGGCAAGAAAUUUCACAACAAAUGUUCCGAAAAUUCUAGUCCUCAAAUCGUCUUCCAAACAGAUAUUUUCUAAAAAUUGACAUUGGGUGCCCCUGACAAAAUACCCCUGCUGCACCCUAUUCUCCUGGUGGACUCCCAUUCCUCUAUCCUCCCCCACGCCUCCACUCUAUUUAGUGACUACUGCAAAAAAUUGUUCAAACUUCCAAAUAUCUUUAAUUUUGUAAAAUCCCAAGAAGUGAAUAGUAAUGGUUGAAUAGUAGAAUAAUUUUUUCCAUUAUUAUAUAAUAACUAUCAUUUAAUGUAAUAUUUUGCAGGUUUGUGGUUCCACGUUAAUAGGAAGUCAGUUUAACCCCAAACGUAACCACAGUGAACUGGAGCAUGUUUGUCAGCCUCUUGUGUUGGGGACUGUGGCUUUAGGUUAGUAUGACCUGACAUUAAGAUAAUUUUAAGUUGGUUUCUAGAAUAAUAAUUUGCGUUUAAACAUCUCUAUGUCUUGUAUUUUUGUACAGUCAUGUACUCACACUUGGAAGACAAACUUUUGCUUCUGUAUUAAAACUAAGUGUCGACUGCAAAUUAUGUAUGAAUGAUAGAUUUUGCAGAAAUGUGCUUGUGGCAUUUGUAGCUAGUGAAGUUUAUUUCUGGAUGCAUGUAUUUCCCAUUUCCUUGGUUGCGCAGAAGAAACAAAGAAAAUUAAGGAGAUGUGUGCAUGCAGGCUAUACAAACAGUAACUAACACAGCACUUUCUUCUCAGUCCUGUGCCAGACUCAGAGUAGGGACACCAUGAAAACAGUAAGGUAGAGCAAAAAUCAGACACGCGUCAUCUGUCCGAGGCACCUUCUUUCUCCCCAGUCCCUGUGCAUUUUUCACUAUUAAUUUUCUGCACAUUACAACAGGUGCACCAUCUUGGAGCCUUGGACGGGCUAGUCACGGCCUGCCGCUUGGCAGACCAAGAGCUAAUCAGUCUGUGGUUAAGGGAAUAAACAUUGAUAUUUGGCUUCUUUUGGUAGGAGUUGCUGUAAAUAUCCUUCCUGUUCUUUUUAAAAAGAUACGUCCUUCAGCUUCACAGGUACGGUGUUUUGAUUGCUAAUAAGUUUACUAUAUGGAGCAGCAUUCCAGUUGAUUCUUUCAAGCGGGGGGUCAUGUAGACCAUCUGAGGUCACCAAGACCACAUGCCAAUUUUUUUUGUCCUAUUUAACCUAAUACUAAUGUGUCAUCUGUCGGGUCAGGAAGCCUUCUUUGUCGGGUCAUUGACCCGAGACCCAUCUCUUAUCGGGAACAUUGUAUGGAAGCAGGACUGCUCAAUAGUAAGUUUAUUAGUAGUCGUGUCUCAUUUCCUGCAUGAUAGGAAUCACAUUGCUCUUGUAGCACAAGAAUCAUUGGAGCAGUAAUUUUAGGAAAAAUUAUUUAUAGAUGACCCGACCUUGCGAAACCAAUUAAUUUUGCAUGGCGUUACCAUGAAGACUGAAGAAAGUGCAUGUUAGAUUUCGCAUUUCUAUCAGGAUUUUCAUUGAGCUCGCAUCAGCUCACCAUUUAAUGGGAAUUGCUGAGUUUUCACUGCUUUGUGUGCCCCCUUUUCCUUGACUCUUUAAUAUUAAAACCAUAUCACUGGAAAAGACUCUUUCAAAUCAUAUUGGUUUUCUUUUGGCUGGACUGUGCGGGUGACCUCAGUAGUUUCUGCAAAGCAGCUACUCUAUGAUAGGGAGUAUUUGGGGAGUUUUAGUCUAGUAUAGAGCAGCAAAAAUUCAGCUGAACUUGCUCUGGUAUAGGCUAAGGGUUCCAGGGUCCCAGUGGCACAUCCCCACCCAAAAUUUCCCAAAGUACCACCCCCCCCCCCCAGGGGUCAGGAAAAGGAGAUGACUGACAUUUCAGAAUAAUUUACAGUGUUCUUUUAUGUCCAUUUCCUCUUCUGUAAUACAUGUUUUAACAAACUGUUUGUUAACUUUCUCCAACAGAUUCGUGGUUUUUGCUGGUCUGUCAUUGCUGGAAUAAUAACCUGUGUUAUGAUUAGUGUUUUUUGGUAAGCCACUGAAAUUUCUUUGCACUAAAUUAAGGAUACUAUGCUCAGUCACAAGUAAUGGAUAAAAAUGUUUUACGCAUGCCCUUAGGAGCUUGUAAUCUUGAUGGACGUAUUUCCUCAACCAAUAUCCAUGCACUCUCAAGAGAUAAGUUAUGAGAAUUAAUAAAAUGAUCACCCAAGAUAAAAUCUAUUAUGAAAUUCUCUCAACCAAUUCUUUAAGGAAAUGUAUGGAGAUCAGUUUGGAGAAUUUGUAUGUGGAUACUGGCUGUGGAGGAUAUUGACAUUGAAAAUAAAUCAAGGAACCAAAUUUGGAAUACUUAAAAAGCCCAUGUUCAGUUAUAUUAAUUUGAUGUGAUCAUUUUAUGAUUUAUUGGGACAAUAAAACAAAGUCUUUAGGACACAACUUCCAGGGAGCAAUAUAUUUGAAAUAUUUAAAUCACCUCCCUCGAUUAAUCUCCCGCUUUUUGUGCAAAAAAUAAUCAUCGCCAAUGGCUAUUAUUUGAGGAAAUAUGGUAUUUGCAAUAAAUUGUGAUAUCAUCAUGGCUUUCUCCUCCAUAGAGGCCUCUUCGUGUCAUACAGAGGUUGAGGAUAGAGGGAAUAAAGGAAAGGGCGCGGGCAACGAUGGGAACGGAGAAGAGGAAAAGAGUGGCUGUGUCGCACCCUUUCUCUUUUCCCAUUGUUCUUACUAUUUUUUUAUUAUUGCACAAGAGUUCUUAAGUGAUGACGUCAUAAAAAUUUAAUCUUUGUAAGUAUGGGUUUUUUGGGAUAUUUUUUGAAAGAACGACAUCUGAAAGACAUACUUGCAAAAAAAAAAGCAUUAUGGGGCAACUUAUCUCAGAGAUACUAGUCCCACUUUGAUCUGAUGACUCCAUACAAAUCAUUUUAAAUUUGACUUGGUUCCUAAUGUUACGAAGUGGGUCAACUUUAUUAGGAUUCGUAUGGGGUCAUCAGAGCAUAAAUGGGCUAAUAUCUCCAAGCGCAGGCAAUUUUCCUGGCAAGUAAAGCCUUUUGGAUGUUGUUCCUUCAUAAUACCCCGAGAAUUUCACAAAUUUAAUUUUUUGUGAUGUCACACUUUAGGACUCUAUUUUAAUUGAAAUACUCAGAGGGAGCAGAUUAAAGACAGUCCGUUGAAAUAAAGCUGAUUAAUAAACUAUGGAUAACAUAAAAAGGCAGUCUAACCGGGUAAAGUAAAUGUAGAAAGAUACACUGUCAGGGGUAUGUUAUUAGAAGAGAAGAUAACACUGUACAAAUAUUACAACAAACAUACGGAGAAAUGCUAACUGAAGUUUCAACAAGCGCCAAGUCACUUUUUACUGAUGUUUCGCCCCCGUCAGCAUUAGGAGGCCUCAAGAACGUCCACUUGGAAGGCUAAGGGAUGAGAAAACAGUCUGUUGUACUGUAGUUUUGCAAUGUUACUAGAGACAGGUUUCAUAAUUGUGUGGCAAUUAUGUGUAAAAUUAAUGUAUGUUAAAUGUCAAAUAUAUACAAAUUUAAGGUGAUAAUGUAAUUUCUCACACCUACAGGGUUGCAAGAAAUGGAAACAUCUCUGCCAUUCUUAUCUCAAAGGUAACAGUUGUGUAACAGUUAUUUAAAACAAAGAGGCAUUUUGUGUGAAGUCAUCACGUAUCAAUUCAUUCAUUCAUUCAUUCCUUCAGUCAUUUGUACAUUCAUUAAGUAUUCAUUCAGUCUUGAAUAUUCUCAUUUAAUUUGUUAUAGAUUAUCAAGUCAACAUUUCCAGAUUAUAGUUGGCUUGCUGUACUCAUCCAAGUACUGGUUAUCGUCAGUGUUACUGCUUCGUUUCUUACAGUGGCUACAGGAAUGAAGCACUUUGGUGAGAAAGUAAACCUUUGAGUACAGUACAGGUGUACACUCUCACACACUCCAUUCUCAUGCUCUGUAACAGACUCCCUCCUUUGAAGGCUCCCCUGCCACUGCGUACAUACAUACAUAUCUCUUAGACCCAAAAAAAAACCCCCCCCCCCUGAAAAAAAAAAGAAAUCCACACGCCUCAACUUCCCAUUUCCCCGGCUUCCUUGUGACAAAAACAAGCCUUUUCAGGGGAACAAGUAUGGGAGACUUCAGAAAAGUGCACCCCCCCCCAUCCCCACGCAGGCCGAGUGGUCAGAGCAUUGGACUCGCAAUACGGCGUUCCCUGGUUCAAGUCCUGCUCUGGCCACUGGCUGGAUUUCCAGUUGUUCUCAGUCGUUCUCGAGUUCACAUCCUCGGCCACGCUUGGUAAUAGCCAACUGGUUGCCUCCUGCCAGUUGGGGUUUUUAAUCCUGUUAUGUUGUAUUUGAAUUCUUUGUUUCUGAAUUAUCUGCGUGGAUUGCCUGUAAACUAGCUGCAUAAGUUAAGAGUUAAGUACACUUUCCAUUAUAAACAAGCCUUUAAACCUUUUUUAAAACCCAUUACCUCUUUGUACAAAAUUAGUAGUACUAUUGAAUUUUCAAAUGUAAAUGAAAGUGCUGUUGCAGCUGCUGUAAUUAUUGUUGAUCUCGUUUAUUACCUCCGAUACUUUCCGCACUCAAAGAUAUUUACAAUAUUUGUUGGCAUUGGUUAUCUAAGAAAAAGGAGUUAAUAUAAAUACAACGAACCAAUAUUAUUUUAAUAUGCACUCUUAAUUUUCUCAUUUUCAUGUGUUUUUACAUAGUCGACAGCUGGUUUGAAUCCUUUUAUCCCACAAGGCAAACAAACUGGCAGGAGAUGAAAUCUAAAUGGGAUGGUUUCUACUGCCGAGCCAACAUGAGGAGGUCAGUCCCCUAGCUCUGCUAGUUGAGGUCACCUAAGCGAAAAAAUCGUUUGAGUGAAAGAAAUGAAAUAUAACAAAUUGGUGUUAGUAAACCCAUGUUCCAACUAAGUUUUAAAAAGUGUUAGGGUACCUAUACAUUAAGGUGCACAGUGUCUAUGCAGUCAGUAACAUUUCAUGUAAGUCUAAUAGUAUUGGUGGGAGAACUUAGCCGUAAGUCUUUUACUUUCUGUUGAAGCUGAUCAGUCAUCUGAGAUUUUUCACUUUUCUUUCUCUGUCAACAGGUUUCUAAAAGUGACCAUACUCAUCUCUCUUUUUGGACUUGUUUUCGCUGUAGCCACGUUAAAUCCCAAUGUAAGUCUCCGAGUGUAGCUGUGUUUUGCUACUGUGUUCACUGUACAAUGCUGCUUUUGACUUUUUAAGUACUAGUAAUAUAACCAAAGGUUAUGGAGUGUGGGCGACAAUGUUAGAAGGUCAAAACACUUUUGCUCCAACGCUGUCCUCUGCAUAAGUUUUAUGUGACAGAUGGUCAAAGCAUGUGUGAUCAGAUUACGAGUGGUAGAAAGGUCCAAAUGCAUGUGAUCAAAUUGCAUUAUGUGCAUUCCAUUCAUUCAUAGUGGAGGUCCAAAUGAAUGCUGGCUACAUACGUUCGACGCAUGGGUAAUAAAAACCUGGAGAUUAGGAUUGUGGGCUCCUCUUCUCGCCCACAAGUACACGGCAGGUUUCUCUCCUGCCUCAGCGACCUAGUUACCAUUAAAUGUAAGUUGCUUGACAGGCGUCAAAAGGGGCAAAGGAAGGAAGGGAAAAUGGGAGAGGAGUUGCUUUUCCCCUCUCUUUUCCCUUUUGUUUUCCCCCCUUCCCAUUUCCCUUCCACGCAUGCCACAGUCAGGCUGCUAAUCGGUACCUGAUCGCCUCACCACCAAACAAUCUUGUUACCAACGAAAUCACCAUCAAGAAUAGAUAAAACUUAGCUCAGCAUUGUUUUGAACUUUCAUGAACAGAAGUUUCUUAACCGUUACUUUAUUUUCAUAUUUCAAAGAAAUGACUAGUUUCUGCCAGUUUUUAAAUUUCUCAAAGGUCAAAGUUUACAUUCAUCAUCAUUCUUGCACUACCAAGAGGAUAAGAUGUCCAACGCAAGGACAGUCAAUUAGGAUCGACAGAUUUGUAUAUGGCUCGACUUUAAAUUCGAAUAAGCUGGACGAAAAAGUAGGUAAGCAAUCCUAGGUAUUAAACUGUGUCAAUUAUUUCUGAGUUAUUUGCUGGUGGCUAGUCCACCUUUUGUUGGCAAUUCUGUUGGUGGCAAAAUGGUUUGGUGUCAAGAUGACCAUAAACCUGCUAAUCAAACCUCAAUCUUCCUACAACCUAAGGUCUAAUGAUAGCCAAUUUUGCUACAAACCCUACAAAACAGGUAUUUUUUACGGUACCAGCAUUAUGGAGCCUGAUCAUUUCCUUGACGAGUAUGAUUAUCUUUGAUUUGCAGGGAACUGUCACAAUAUUGAAGAAUUUUACAUCGUUAACACUAAAUAUAGAACUUGGAGUGUGCGUAGUUCUCAUGCUGAGGCGAUCACAUGAGCACAAAUUCAGGUAAAAGUGAACUACUGUUCAUGCGAAUGUCCUCUGAAAUUUGUUUUCAUUUCUCGUUGCCCAGUGGUGAUUUCAAAGAUGGCUCGGUAAAAAUGGCAAGAGUGAUGGAGGUAGUGUUGGUAAUGCUGAUUAUGCCUAUGAUGCUGACGGUAUUGGUGUUGGUGUAUUAACAGUGAUGCUAUGGUGAUGUGUAUUAUUUAAGUGAUCGCAGUGUUGUCAUUUUUCCCCACUCGUCUGCUCGCGAUUUUUAGCCUUUUUUCCCCAACAUGAAGAGCCUCUUUUCGAGCUAAAGUAUUCCCCACUUCAGUGAGCUCAGUUUCCGCUUCUCUCUUGGUCUUCCUCGAGAAGAGACAGAACUCAUGUGUCCAGCCAUCUGUUCAGGGCAGGAGCUUGGGCUCAUUCCCCAAACAGUGGCUGGUAAUCGAGCCUACCACUUCAGAAACGCUAGGGAGAAUUGGCUACAAGCUUUCCCCAAAAUCAUUGUGACAAAAGCUUGUACCCAUUCCCCUAGUUUCUGGAAUGGGGAAUUGUGGUUUGUGGUGGUCUCAAUGAUGACAGGGUUCGUACAGAUCAUGGAAAACCUGGAAAGUCAUGAAAUUUAAGAAUUCAAUUUUCCAGGCCUGGAAAGUCAUGAAAUUUAAUUGACGGUCAUGGAAAUUCAAGGAAAAUUGGAAGUAUUAUGUUUGGUAGAUUAGUUACUGUAGAUGUCAAAGCAAGGACAAAGUAAGAUAGAGACACAUAGUUAAAUAGCGCGAAUGAAGCACGUUUUGUUGGACACCAGAGUUUGUGUCUGUUCAACUGAAUUACAUAUGUAAAAAUAUCACCAAAAACAAGAAUAAUUUUGAAAAUUUUUGAAAGUGAAAGCUAAAACUAAGGCCAUGGAAAACUGGAAAAGGUCAUGGAAAAAGUCAUGGAAUUUGAACAGCUCAAAAGAGUACAAACCCUGGACGAAGAUGGUACCUUGCUUGUAAAUUGUUUCAUUUAUACCAUUUCUCAUUCUUUAUAUUUAUGCCUUUUUUCAGUCAUCUAAGAGUACCACUCCCCCUAUCGCGUCCCUUAUAUCACCUGCAGUACUUCAUGGUUGCUUAUUUCCUGGUUACUCUUGGCUUCCAUGUGGCCGACAUCAUUCAGUUAUUAACUUACAACCAAAAUUCAACUAGUGGAGUGGAGUUUUUAGCAAAUCAAACUUUAACCACUUUUAAUAUCACUUGGAACAGCUCAAGCCUGUCGGAUUUGCAUAACAGACGCUGGCGAAUAAAUAACAUUCUGUCUACCAACGAGACGCACUAGUUAGGAAUAUUUGGAGGUUAUAUGUUAGAGAAUAUUGUGCUUCUUUUGUGAGCCAGUGGACCAUAUCUGGGGUUUUGGAGUGAUUUGCAACAAUGUGUACGUGUUUAUAUUAAACCAAGUGAUGAAGUUUAGUAUCACAAUAGGUCAUAAUCGAAUUCCCCUGGACCUCUGUUUCAAAACAAGGGUAGGUGCUCAACCUUUGAUAUGGAGAUCAUUUUUCAUUUUCACGCAAAUAAAACUCAUUUGUACAAGAAAGGUUGUGCACCUAGCCUCAUUUUGAAAGUGAGGGUUUUUGGAACUUGGAAGUGGCCUAUUAUGGCAUGAUGUCACACACUCUGUUCGAGGUCACUAAAGACCAGUUUCUAACCUCCACGUUAGAGAGGAAGUGGAAGUUAGGGAAAAUUGGGCAGAGAAAUUUCAAAAUACUAAGUCUCAGCAGUUGGGGUUAGAUUACCUCUCACGUGGGUAAAUAUAGCGUUGGAAAUAAUCUGGUUAAAUCAGAAUUGUAUUUGGACCAGUCGGUUGGGAUGGAAAUAGAAGUGGGCGAUUACUUUGGUGGAUGAAAUCUUUUUGUCAGAUCACAUGAUCCAUUCUUCUCUUUCUGAUCAACCCAACCUUAAAGGGGCAUUAUCAUCAAGAGUUAUAGCAAACAGAACUGUUACAACACAUGUAGAUAGGGUUUUCAGGGACAAUUCAUUUUGCUACUUCCAUCUUCGUGGGGCAGGGCUUUUGCCAGGGUGCUUCUUUCAAAGUGUACAUGAAUUAAUUGGUUAUAGAUGCCCCCUAAUGUGAUAGAUGUUUCGUCUCUAGUGUUUUUCUGCCUCUGUCUUUUUUUUUUUGUUGUACGUCUGAUGGGGUUGGGUUAGGUGAGAUUACACUAUGAAAUCGGGUCUACGUUUUUUCUUUGCUCAGCCCCAGCUGGUUAAUAUAAAGAAUUACUUGGGGGAUUAUAGCCAAUCAGGGGCCUGUUGCAGGAAAGUCCUGUUAACUUUUUGG
This is a messenger RNA of Porites lobata, 21042 nucleotides long. The record is from the annotation of a GenBank genome assembly. NCBI's taxonomy places the organism in Eukaryota, Metazoa, Cnidaria, Anthozoa, Scleractinia, Poritidae.